Molecule: messenger RNA, 198 nt
Organism: Clunio marinus
Lineage: Eukaryota; Metazoa; Arthropoda; Insecta; Diptera; Chironomidae
Source: the annotation of a GenBank genome assembly
AUGGUGGCUGAAAUGACGUGGAAAAAUAUAUUAGAUUUUGAGCAAGAUAUUGAAAUUGACAUUUGGCAUUUUAUUCGAAAUUUGUUGGCAAGGAUCCGACAUUAUGCACAAGAGGAAAAAAGAAAAAAAAUUAAAUCAUUAAAUUUAAAAUUCAUUUCCAUUGGAACUUGUCUCUCAAAUCUCAACGUGGUCGGAUGA